AUGCCUUCUAUCGGUGUAGCAGUGUGUGCCCUCUGGGUCGUUGGUGUCGUGGCAGCUCAGCAGGACUACCAUCAGCCGACAUCAAAAGGGUUUCGCAUGCAACAUGGCUUCGAGACUGUUCUUGUGCAGCCCUUUGGUUACGAUGGCUUCCGGAUACGUGCAUGGCCGUUUCAGCCCCCAACUGGCCAGGAAAUCAGCUUCGUCUACGAUCCACCCCUUGAGGGACCGGAAGACGAGGCACACGGGAUGCAGUUCGAUACCGCAUUCAUCGGCAAUAUGUCCGAGGAGUUGCGAAAUGGGAAUAUGAUCGUACGCACCUCGGGCUGGGGUGGGAACCCUGGCGGCUAUCGCCUGGCAUUCUAUCGUGUUGAGGCGAAUGGUACCGAGACGUUGCUCACCAACGAAUAUGCACCGCUCAAGUCCAUCAAUCCGCGAUACUAUUCUUGGGCAGGACCGGGCAGCGAAUUUUCAGCAGAGUUCUCUUUCAGCACGACUCCCGAUGAGCAGGUCUAUGGCACCGGUACCCAGCAAGACCACAUUGUCAACAAAAAAGGCAUGACGAUAGACCUCGUCAACUUCAACACCCACAUUCCCACCCCCGUGUUUAUGAGCAACAAGGGCUAUGGCUUCGUAUGGAAUAUGGCCUCGACGGGUCGGAUGGAGUUUGGCCAGCUACGCAACCGCUUCACGGCGGACGCAGCGACGGUCGUUGACUAUUUUAUUGUCGCAGCGACACCGGGCGACUACGACACCCUCCAACAGCGACUGUCGGCCCUCACUGGUCGUGCGCCUACACCUCCUGACUGGUCGUUAGGGUAUAUCCAGUCCAAGCUCCGAUAUGAAAACCAGACCGAGGUGAUCCUCCUGGCCGAGGAGUUCCAGAAGCGGAAUGUCCCCGUUUCCUUGAUCGUGAUCGACUACCAGUCCUGGGCUGCCCAAGGGGACUGGGGCCUUGACCCGCGACUUUGGCCUGACGUCGCUGAAAUGGCACAUAAGGUGAAGAUAUUGACCAAGGCCGAGAUGAUGGCUUCUUUAUGGCCCUCGGUUGCGGACAAUAGCCUCAACUAUCUGGAGAUGAUGGCUCAAGGCUUCCUCUCCGCCACCCGAUCAGGCCCCGGGACGACUGAUUCUUGGAACGGUUCGUACAUCCGCAACUACGACUCUACCAAUCCGGGGGCACGGGACUUCCUUUGGAAGACCCUGAAGCAUAACUACUUUGAUAAGGGCAUCAAAAACUUCUGGAUUGAUCAAGCCGAUGGUGGAUCACUGGGCGAGGCGUAUGAGAACAACGGGCAGAGCGAUUACAUUCAGUCGAUUCCUUUUCCAAUGCCCGAUGCAUUGUAUGCCGCUGGAAGCCAGCGUAGCGUCGGCAAGCUGUACCCCUGGGCCCAUCAGCAGGCAAUUGAAGAAGGGUAUCGAAAUGAAACCUCCACCAAGAUGGGAUCACCCUGUGACUAUUUGUCCCUGAGCCGCUCUGGUUACAUUGGAUCCCAGAGAUUCUGCAGCAUGAUCUGGUCUGGAGACACCACUGCCGUUUGGGAAACCCUGGGCUCCCAGGUUGCGAGUGGCCUCUCUGCGGCGGCCACCGGAUGGGGCUGGUGGACUCUCGAUGCGGGUGGUUUCCAGGCUGAUCCCACUGUGCCGUGGAGUGCCAACAUUGACACUUCGGAAUAUCGAGAGCUUUAUGUGAGAUGGCUGCAGUGGACGACUUUUCUUCCUUUUAUGCGCACUCAUGGAUCUCGUGCCUGUGAUGUCCAGACUGCGUAUACCUGCGACAACGAGCCGUGGUCUUAUGGAGCGACGAACACCCCCAUUAUUCUAUCGUACAUUCAUCUUCGGUAUCAACUGGCCAGAUAUAUCCAAGCACUUUUCUCUCAGCUUCAUCGAACUGGACGCAUGAUCAUGCGUCCACUCUAUAUGGAUUUUGAGAUAUCCGAUGCCCGGGUUGCCGAAUGGACGCAGAAGAACAACAACGUAACCACCCAGCAAUACAUGUUUGGACCUCGACUGCUGGUCACACCGGUUACUGUGUCUAAUGUGACAGAAUGGUCAGUCUAUCUGCCCCAGCCAGCUGGUAACGAGACCAAGCCUUGGACCUACUGGUGGACAAACGAAACCUAUGCCGGUGGUCAGAUGGUCACCGUGCCCGCCCCAGUGGAACAUAUUCCACUGUUUCAUCUGGGAUCUCGCUCUGACAUUAUGAAUGGGAACGUCUUUUAA
Molecule: messenger RNA, 2220 nt
Organism: Penicillium argentinense
Lineage: Eukaryota; Fungi; Ascomycota; Eurotiomycetes; Eurotiales; Aspergillaceae
Exons: 1
Coding region: 1-2220 (739 amino acids)
Biological process (GO): carbohydrate metabolic process
Molecular function (GO): hydrolase activity, hydrolyzing O-glycosyl compounds; carbohydrate binding
Source: RefSeq, a predicted model, not a curated record